Vombatus ursinus (common wombat) is the source of this 514-nucleotide messenger RNA. It is a transcript of the gene RPL31, whose product is annotated as ribosomal protein L31. The record is from RefSeq and is a predicted model, not a curated record. Gene Ontology annotation, molecular function: structural constituent of ribosome. Lineage: Eukaryota; Metazoa; Chordata; Mammalia; Diprotodontia; Vombatidae. Gene Ontology annotation, biological process: cytoplasmic translation. The coding region runs from base 103 to 480 and encodes 125 amino acids. Gene Ontology annotation, cellular component: cytosolic large ribosomal subunit; ribosome. The transcript has 5 exons.
CCGCUCCUGCGCAUGCGCGACCCGGAAGCAGUACCAGGGUCCGGAUAUUAGAUUCUCCCACAAUCCUCUGCGCCCUUCCUUUCCGACCUGAUCCCGGGCAGGAUGGCUCCCGCAAAGAAGGGUGGAGAGAAAAAGAAGGGACGCUCUGCCAUCAAUGAGGUGGUGACCAGAGAGUAUACCAUCAACAUUCACAAGAGGAUUCAUGGAGUAGGCUUCAAAAAGCGAGCCCCUCGGGCUCUAAAGGAAAUCCGAAAAUUUGCCAUGAAAGAAAUGGGAACUCCAGAUGUACGCAUUGACACCAGACUCAACAAAGCUGUUUGGGCCAAAGGGAUAAGGAAUGUUCCAUACCGCAUCAGAGUGCGUUUGUCUAGGAAACGCAAUGAGGAUGAAGAUUCACCAAACAAGCUGUAUACGCUGGUUACUUAUGUACCUGUCACCACUUUCAAAAGUUUACAGACAGUCAAUGUGGAUGAAAACUAAAUUGAACUUCUUUAAAUAAAGUUAUAAAAUCUCA